Haemonchus placei is the source of this 843-nucleotide messenger RNA. NCBI's taxonomy places the organism in Eukaryota, Metazoa, Nematoda, Chromadorea, Rhabditida, Trichostrongylidae. The record is from the annotation of a GenBank genome assembly.
AUGACCGUGAAGCUUUGGCUAGGAGUUCUCCUGGGCUUUGCAACAAUUGCUGGACUAGUGCUUACACUAACUGUGUUGUAUGCUGUAAUAAAGCUGGGUAUAAUCACAAAGAAGAACCCAAUCUAUGUUAUUUCUGCUGCUAAUAUGAUGUGUGAUACAAUUCAGCUACUGCUGGCACUUCUCUACCUCGCACCUUCAAUAAUAUUCGACGAUUGGAUUUUCAAAGGUGGUCGACGCGGUGUAAUGGUGGAAUUAUUGAGCGCAACAUUCCUCGCAUGUUGGUAUUAUGGUUCAGUUGCUCAGAUACUAAUGGCCGUGAAUCGCCUGGUUGUCGUAUGUUUCCCUACAAACUCGAUAUUUUCAAUGAGGAACGUCUCUAUUUUCGUUAUAAUACUGCUGCGUACCAUCCAAUUAAUGGCGAUUACUUUCAGAUUCAGCUUCGAUCACAAGUUUCUGUCUUAUUCCUAUACAUCCAUAGAGGAUGUUUUCAACUAUUCCAAUAGCUAUAUCGAUCUACCAUUAAACUCAUCAUCAUCAGCAAUCUGUGCUAUCUGCUAUACCUAUGUAGGUUGGCGCGGUAUCCCCUCCGCAGGUAUGUGUAUUACUGCUAUAUGGAAGACUUACCGUAAUCGCCACGUAUUUUCCAGAUAUGCUCUUCAAUUCUGUGCCAUCUCAAUGUUCUAUCUUGGGGCGUGGGUGACAUUCCGAGUAUUCCCAGUCUUGAUCGGAGAUAGAGGUGUAGAAUAUUUUAUCGUCGUUUCGAUGUGUGUCACGGUAAAUUCGUCAGCUAACGCCUUCGUCUACAUAACAUCGAAUCAGGAGGUUUGCCUUGCUGGUUUUUAA